Molecule: messenger RNA, 3326 nt
Organism: Talpa occidentalis (Iberian mole)
Lineage: Eukaryota; Metazoa; Chordata; Mammalia; Eulipotyphla; Talpidae
Gene: SLC44A3
Product: solute carrier family 44 member 3
Exons: 15
Coding region: 47-2002 (651 amino acids)
Biological process (GO): transmembrane transport
Cellular component (GO): membrane
Molecular function (GO): transmembrane transporter activity
Source: RefSeq, a predicted model, not a curated record
GUCGGCUCCGGGCUCCCAGCGCCGGGUCCCGGGCGCAGAGCGCAGGAUGCAGUGUCUGAGCGCCGAGAACCCGGUUUCUGCAGAGAGAACAUGCAAGCAAAGAGAGUGGAGGCCUCAGAUUUAUAGGAAAUGCACGGACACAACAUGGUUAUUCCUGUUCUUUCUCUUUUGUACUGGUUUGAUGUUCCUCAUGGGCUACUCGGUGGUGACUGGAGCCACCGGAAGACUCCUCUUUGGCUACGACAGCUUUGGCAACGUGUGUGGCAAGAAGAACAACCCAGUAGACGGGGCUCCUCUUUCAGGCCAGGACAUGACCCUAAAAAAACAUGUAUUCUUUAUGAAUUCCUGCAACCUGGACAUCAAAGACAUGAGGCUCAGUUCCACUGUCCUUUGUGUAUCCAGGUGUCCUGAGGAGCAGCUCAACACACUGGAAGAGGUCCAGCUCUUUGCCAACAGCAGUGGGUCUCACCUGUGUGUUUAUAGUUUGAAUUCCUUCAACUACACCCAGAAUCCAAAAGCACACUCAUUGUGCCCGAAACUACCAGUUCCUCCAAGCAAGUCUUUCCCCUUGUUUAACCGCUGCAUCCCUCAAACACCAGAGUGCUAUUCUGUGUUUGCAUCUGUCUUGAUAAAUGAUGUGGACACCCUCCAUCAGAUUCUAAGUGGAAUCAUGUCAGCAAGAGACACAAUCCUCGGCCUCUGUAUCUUCGCAUUAGCCCUGUCUUUGGCCAUGAUGUUCACCUUUCGAUUCAUCACCACUCUUCUGGUUCACAUUUUCAUUGCACUGGUUAUUUUGGGAUUGUUGUUUGUCUGCGGUGUGCUCUGGUGGCUGUAUUACGACUACACCAAUGACCUCAGCAUAGAGCUGGACACAGAAAGGGAAAAUAUGAAGUGUCUGCUGGGCUUUGCACUUGUGUCUACAGUUAUCAUGGCAGUUCUGCUCGUCUUGAUUUUCGUCCUCAGAAAGAGAAUAAAAUUGACAGUGGAACUUUUCCAAGUCACAAGUAAAGCCAUCAGCAGCUCUCCUUUCCUGCUAUUCCAGCCGAUGUGGACUUUUGCCAUCCUUACUCUUUUCUGGGCCCUCUGGGUGGCUGUGCUGCUGAGCCUGGGGACUGCAGGAACUGCCCAGGUUAUCGAAGGUGGCCAUGUGGAGUAUGAGCCGCUCUCGGGCAUUCGGUUUAUGUGGUGGUACCAUUUAAUUGGCCUCAUCUGGACGAGUGAAUUCAUCCUGGCAUGUCAGCAAAUGACUGUAGCUGGGGCAGUUGCCAAUUGUUAUUUCAACAGAAAUAAAAGUGACCCUCCUGAUCACCCAAUCCUUUCAUCCCUCUCCAUUCUCUUUUUCUACCAUCAAGGAACAGUUGUUAAAGGCUCAUUUUUAAUCACUGUGAUGAGGAUUCCAAGAACCAUUCUCUUGUUCAUUUAUAACAGCCUGAAAGACAAGCGUCAUGCAUGGUCGAGGUGUGUGUUCAGAUGCUGCUUCUGCUGUUUCUGGUGUCUUGACAAAUGCCUGCAUCGUCUCAACCAGAAUGCAUACACUACAACUGCCAUUAAUGGGACAGAUUUUUGCACAUCAGCAAAAGAUGCAUUCAAGCUCUUAUCCAAGAAUUCAAGUCAUUUGACAUCUGUUAAUUGCUUUGGAGACUUCAUAAUUUUUCUAGGAAAGGUGCUGGUGGUGUGCUUCACUGUUUUCGGAGGGCUGAUGGCCUUCAACUACAACCGUGUGCUCCAGGUGUGGGCGAUCCCACUACUCUUGGUUGCUUUUUUUGCCUACUUAGUAGCCCAUAGCUUUUUAUCUGUGUUUGAAACUGUGCUGGACGCACUUUUUUUAUGUUUUGCUGUUGACUUGGAAACAAAUGAUGGAUCAUCGGAAAAGCCCUACUUUAUGGACCAAGAGUUUUUGAGUUUCAUAAAAAGGAUCCACAAAUUAAAUGGUGUAGGGGCACAGAAAGACAAGAACCCAUCAAAGGAAGAGGGCACAGAACUCCGGCCGAUUAUGAGUUAGGAAUAUAUCAGACAUUUGUGCCUGGAAACAGCAUCUUUCAAGAGUCAUUCACAGAAUAAAUAAGGCCCAAAGGACCCUAUUCUUCAUUAUUUGUCAUUACUGUCUGAUCAUGUUACAAAUUAGAACGAUUUAAGUCUACAACCUUUUUCUACCAACUAGGAUAGAAAACCUUUUGAGGUCAUGUUUAUAUGCAUUAAUUAAAAAGCACUCUAUGUGAAAAAUCAUUUCAGGGCACCAAUGAAAAGCACACUCCUACUCACAGCCAAUAAAUCAACAUUUCUCAGCAGAAAUCUCUGGAAUGUUAAUACAGAGGACUUUUCCCUGCUCAUCCAGUCAUGGAAUUAUGCAUAACAUGUCAAAAUACAAUUCUUAGUGACAAUAAAAACCAAAAGUUUAACCAGAAUGACACUGAUAGGCAUCGUAUAAAACAGAGUUUAACCAGAUAGGAGUUCAAUUUGUUAAAAGUACAGGUCCACCUCUUACAAAUUCACAAACAAUUCUGGAGAAGUGUUUUUCCACCAUCCCCAGAGAUUUAAAAAGUUUAAAACUUCUUAGAAUUUUAAAAAUAUUGGGACAUUUAACAUGUUGAUUGGCAGUCUCUUCAGUUAGAUGAGUGGGUAAACCAAAUCACCUACUCACCUAACAGAAGUGUGGAUCUGGUUUAAUUUGCCUGUGCAAGUAGUGCAAUAGAUCCCUCUUCAAAGAUAGCGAGAAGCAACAUGUCAACUUAGGUUUCCUUAACAAAUAUAAAUUGUGACUCUUUUCUUUUUUUUUUUUUAAAUAAUAAAUUUUAUUUUUAUAUUCCCCAUACAAUUGCAACCCCCCUGUGACUCUUUUCUUAAACUGCACCAUUGAAUUAGUUCAGCUGACAAUCUUCUUUAUGUAAGGGUGUAGGGUAAGUAGAAAUUGUCAGGAUUUUUCACCCUCCCGCCAUUGGUGUCUAAGAUCCACACUUGUGGGCUUACAUGUGUACCUGUUGGCAGACACCUGGAGUAAGGCAUGGGCAUCAUAAGUGGGCGCACCUGGGCUGAGAGGCUGGGCAUAUAAAGGUGGCGUCACGGGGAUGCCAGCAGCAGCAAGGAAGAUGCCAUGGGACAGUGCAGAGAGCACAGAAUGAGUGAAGAUUUGCUGGGGGGCUCAUUGGCAGGCAGGUUCCUAGGCCCCCGACCCCCUGCCUGUCGUGCACCUGGUUUCUGCACUACAAAUGAUGUGAAAAUCUCAAUAAAAGCCUGAAAAAGCCACCGAGGGUUCCAGGACUCUCCUUAACCUGUCUGCCUGGAUCACAGAGAAUCUGCUCUCUCUCUGUGCCUUGCUGGCACUACAA